UGAUGACGAUGAUGAUUCUGGGGUUGGAUAAUGACAAUGACGAUGAUGGUGAUGAUGAUGACGGUGACAAUCCCGGCACCGCUGCCUCUAACCCCGCCCCCCAGCCCUAACUCCGCCGCCCUUUGUGCCGUGUCCACACCCCAGGACCGCAAACUGACCAAGGCGGAGCAGCAGCGCUUCAAGGAGGAGGCCGAGAUGCUCAAGGGGCUGCAGCACCCCAACAUCGUCCGCUUCUACGACUCCUGGGAGUCCUCGCUGCGCGGCAAGAAGUGCAUCGUGCUCGUCACCGAGCUCAUGACCUCGGGCACCCUCAAAACGUACCUGAAGAGGUUCAAGGUGAUGAAGCCCAAGGUGCUGCGCAGCUGGUGCCGGCAGAUCCUGAAGGGGCUGCAGUUCCUGCACACCAGGACGCCGCCCAUCAUCCACCGCGACCUCAAGUGCGACAACAUCUUCAUCACCGGCCCCACCGGCUCCGUCAAGAUCGGCGACCUGGGGCUGGCCACGCUCAUGCGCACGUCCUUCGCCAAGAGCGUCAUCGGGACCCCCGAGUUCAUGGCCCCCGAGAUGUACGAGGAGCGCUACGAUGAGUCCGUGGACGUCUACGCCUUCGGGAUGUGCAUGCUGGAGAUGGGCACGUCCGAGUACCCCUACUCCGAGUGCCAGAACGCCGCGCAGAUCUACCGCAAAGUCACCAGCGGCAUCAAGCCAGCGAGUUUCCACAAGGUGUCGGACCCCGAGGUGAAGGAGAUCAUCGAGGGCUGCAUCCGGCAGAACAAGGCCGAGAGGCUGUCCAUCCGGGACCUGCUGGACCACGCCUUCUUCGCCGAGGACACGGGGCUGCGGGUGGAGCUGGCCGAGGACGACGCGGGGCUGGAGGCGGCGCUGGCGCUGCGCCUCUGGGUCGAGGACCCCAAAAAGCUCAAGGGCAAGCACAAGGACAACGAGGCCAUCGAGUUCAGCUUCAACCUGGAGGCCGACGUCCCCGAGGAGGUGGCCUACGAGAUGGUGAAAUCCGGGUUCUUCCACGAGAGCGACUCCAAGGCCGUGGCCAAGUCCAUCCGGGACCGGCUGGCGCUGGUGAGGAAGACGAGGGAGAGGAGGCAGGCGGAGAGCCGGGGGGGAGUGACACCAGCUCUGGGGGUGACACCAGCCCAGGGGGUGCCACCAGCUCUGGGAGUGACACCAGCUCUGGGGGUGGCACCAGCCCAGGGGGUGGCACCAGCCCAAGGGAUGCCACCAGCUCCAGGAGUGACACCAGCUCUGGGGGUGGCACCAGCUCCAGGAAUGCCACCAGCUCCGGGGGUGGCACCAGCCCAGGGGGUGCCACCUGGCCCAGGAGUGCCACCCCCAGCUGGAAUGCCACCACCGUUGGUGCCCAUGGUGCAGCUGCAGCCAGGCCCUGGAAUGUCACCAGGUCCAGGAAUGUCAUCAGCCCAGGGGGUGCCACCAGGUUCAGGAAUGCCACCAGGUCCUGGGAUGCCACCAGCCCAAGGAAUGCCACCACAGGCAGUCCCCACCGUGCAGCCACAGCUGGUGCCAGGGAUUGCACCAGCUCCAGGGAUGGCACCAGCUCUGGGGGUGCCACCCCUGUCCAUGAUGCCGCCAGCCGUGGGGAUGUCACCGGCCCCAGAGAUGCCACCUCCAUCCAUGAUGCCACCAGCCCAAGGGAUGCCACCUCCAUCUGUGAUGCCACCAGUCGUGGGGGUGUCACCAGCCCCAGGAGUGCCACCCGCCUCAGAGAUGCCACCAGUCCAAGGGAUGCCACCACCAUCUGUGAUGCCGCCAGCCGUGGGGACAGUCACCAUGCCACCAGCCCCAGGGGUGCCACCAGCCCCAGGGAUGCCACCAGCCUCAGAGAUGCCACCACCAUCCAUGAUGCCACCACCAGCCCAAGGGAUGCCACCAGCCCCAGGGGUGCCACCAGCCCAAGGAAUGCCAGUUCCACCCAUGAUGCCACCAGCUGUGGGGAUGGCAUUGGCCCCGGAGAUGCCACCAGCCGUGGGGAUGCCACCAGUCCAAGGGAUGUGUGAUGCCGCCAGCCAUGGGGAUAUCACCAGCCCCGGAGAUGCCACCACAAUCCGUGAUGCCGCCACCAGCCCCUGGGCCCAUUUUUGGGUCAUUUUGUCGUGUUUUUUUCCGCUCAUCUACCUCACCCCUUCACCAAGCCAGCGAGGUUUCGGGGUGAAUUCACGGGUGUUCUUCUUCGAGAGGGCGGGGAAGGCGUUUG
This is a messenger RNA of Ficedula albicollis (Collared flycatcher), 2227 nucleotides long. Its product is annotated as serine/threonine-protein kinase WNK2-like. The record is from RefSeq and is a predicted model, not a curated record. NCBI's taxonomy places the organism in Eukaryota, Metazoa, Chordata, Aves, Passeriformes, Muscicapidae. Gene Ontology annotation, biological process: positive regulation of sodium ion transmembrane transporter activity; monoatomic ion homeostasis; intracellular signal transduction. The transcript has 8 exons. The annotation marks the transcript as partial. Gene Ontology annotation, molecular function: protein serine/threonine kinase activity; potassium channel inhibitor activity; chloride channel inhibitor activity. Gene Ontology annotation, cellular component: cytoplasm; cytosol.